AUGGUGUUCCUUGGUGAUGUUCAGCGCUUCACCGCGCUAAUUGUAGACGUAGUGAGCUGGGGUGUGUUAACCGUGACCGUGGUCCUGCUGUGCCAGGCUGCUGCAGCUGUCUGGAGAUCCCUGCAGAGGGUGAAGCUGCAGGAGAAGGUGCUGCCUGUUCCGCCAGGAGCGCACUGGCUGUUCGGUCAUACUGUCAUCGGAGAAAAGCUUGAUGAGAAAUCCCUGGAAUGGUCGGCUACGUACAAGUACGCAUAUCUCUUCAAGUACUGACCGGGGAGGACGCACUGUUCCGUAGUCCAUCCGAAAUAUGUCAAGGAAGUGUUUGCCAGAGCAGAGAAAGGUGGAUUCCCGUACAACAUUCUGAGACCAUGGCUAGGUGACGGCCUUUUGAACAGUAACGGGGCUAAGUGGUUCCGGAACCGCCGCCUGCUUACACCAGCCUUCCACUUCGAGGUGCUGAAGCCUUACAUCAGACUGUUCUCCGAGAGCACAAACGUUAUGUUGGAAAAGUGGGAGGAACUUGGAUCCGGAUCAUCUGUCGAUGUGUUUCACCACCUAAGUCUGAUGACACUGGACAACAUGCUGAAGUGUGCUCUAGGUCAGAACACUGACUGUCAGACAAGGAAAUCAAAUGAGUACAUAGCAGCCGUUCAUGAGUUGGCUCAGCUGACAGAGAAGCGUGGAGCUCACUUAUCUCAGUACUUCCUCAACGACUUCUUGUACAUCAACUGCUUACCGGCUGGGAAGAGGUACAAGAAAGCCCGCGAUUCUGCCCACCGAUACUCCGAGGCCAUCAUCCAAGAACGUAGGAAAACUCUAGAUCAUCCAGGUUCGCAAGACAUUCACCAUGGACGGAAAUAUCUGGACUUCCUGGACAUCCUGCUGAAGGCAAAGGAUGAAGAUGGUAACGGUCUGACAGACGCUGAGAUCCGUGACGAGGUGGACACAUUUGUGUUCGAGGGACACGACACCACAGCCAGCGGGCUGGCCUGGACCCUGUACUGUCUGGCUCGUCAUCCGGGACAUCAGGAGAAGUGCAGGAAGGAGGCACAGGAAGUGCUGCAGGGGAGAACGGAACUGACGUGGGACAACUUGUCGUCUCUGAAGUACAUCACCUUGUGCAUCAAGGAAAGCCUGAGGAUGUACCCUCCUGUCCAGAGGUUGUUUAGGCAAUUGGAGAAGCCUAUGACUUUCUUCGACGGCCGAACUCUACCGCAAGGUUCCAAUGUGUACAUCAGUGUGCGUAACCUACACUACAACCCUCACGUGUGGGGGAACCCAAAGGAAUUCAAUCCUCUGCGCUUCGCACCGGAGAACUCCAAGAACCGAAGUCCAUACGCCUUUCUACCUUUUGCGGCAGGACCAAGGAACUGUAUCGGACAGCACUUCGCCAUGAACGAGUUGAAGACAGCUGUUGCGCUCAUCCUGCAGCGGUUCAGUCUGACUCCAGACGAUACCCUACCGGAGCCCGUACCUGAAAUUAGCUUGGUCACACGGGUUAAACCUCCAGGGCUCUUCCUGCAGAUCACAGCCAUAAACUGA
Molecule: messenger RNA, 1542 nt
Organism: Branchiostoma floridae (Florida lancelet)
Lineage: Eukaryota; Metazoa; Chordata; Leptocardii; Amphioxiformes; Branchiostomatidae
Product: leukotriene-B4 omega-hydroxylase 3-like
Exons: 12
Coding region: 499-1542 (347 amino acids)
Molecular function (GO): monooxygenase activity; heme binding; iron ion binding
Source: RefSeq, a predicted model, not a curated record